AUGGCUGAGCAACACCCCGCGCCAGAUGUGCCCGCUGAGCCUUCUACCCACCCCAACGGCUACGAAGACGGAGUAGGAGACAUCACGGCUGGCGUGGAAGCACUACCGCAGACUGUAGCUGGAGCAGAAGCACACGAGCAGAGUAAUGGUACGGCAGAUGCACCGGCGCAAGGGGAUGCGCCUGUUGAGCCGGACACGCGACCAGCCGUAUUGAUCAUUGGAGGUUUGGGAUACAUCGGUCGCAACCUAGCAGACUACAUCCACAAGAACCAGCUCGCAUCAACGUUACGAUUAAUCGACAAGCAACUCCCACAACUCGCAGCUCUCGCACCAGAGCACGAGGAAGCAUGCUCAGAGAAGAACUUUGUCCAAGCCGAUGCAUCACGAGAACAAUCGCAACCACGAAUCUUCGACCUACCUCCGAAUGCCGACGGAUCGAUACGAGAGUUUGACUAUGUCUUUAACUGUGGUGGAGAGACACGUUUCUCGCAAGAGGAUGAGGUGUAUAAACUGCGAAGCUACCAAUUGAGCAUUGCAGUGGGGCAAGAGGCUGCGAAAAGGGGCGUGAAAGCAUUCGUGGAGUUGAGCACCGCGACAGUGUACAACUCGAAAAAGGACCCCGUGGACGAGAACGGCAAGACAAGCAAACCGCACACCAAGCAGGCAAAAUGGAAACUUGCAGCCGAGGAUGAGCUUGCAAAGAUUCCAGGCCUGAAGCUGAUCGUUCUACGCUUCCCGAACGUAUACGGACCAUACGCAGGACGAGGCUGGCUAGGGACGCAGCUCGCCCUUGCCCGCGUGUACCAAAGCCGCGAGCCUAAAGAGACGAUGAAAUGGCUCUGGUCCGGCGAACUACGAACCAACACCCUGCACAUCGAAGACGCCGCCCGCGCCUGCUGGCAAGCCGCAACCUGGCGCUCCCAAAACGACCGAAUCCCCGACUCCAAAGAACCCGACUCCAAAAUCGUCUUCAACGUCGUUGAUCACGGGAAGACGAAUCAAGGCUCCAUGGCCGGGAUCAUUAAGCAGGUUUUCAGCAUAGAGACGGGCUUCUACAACGCGCUCGUUAAUACUUUCGCGCGGCUGAAUUUGGAACAUGUGGUGGAUGAUGUGAAUGAUGAUACCCUGGAUGACUGGGCGGAUUUGCAGGAGGCGGCGGGGAUUAGUGAUAAGGGAGGGCCGCUGAGUCCGUUUAUGGAGAAGGAGAUUUUGAGGGAUGCAGACCUUAGUAUUGACGGCAGUCGGUUUGAGACAGUUGUCGGGUUCAGACCACAGCAUGAACGCAUUACGAAAGAGGAGGUUGAGAGGGUGAUUGAGAGUUAUAAGACAAUGGGCUGGUGGCCUUGA
Molecule: messenger RNA, 1347 nt
Organism: Fulvia fulva
Lineage: Eukaryota; Fungi; Ascomycota; Dothideomycetes; Mycosphaerellales; Mycosphaerellaceae
Exons: 3
Coding region: 1-1347 (448 amino acids)
Source: RefSeq, a predicted model, not a curated record